Molecule: messenger RNA, 2391 nt
Organism: Monoraphidium neglectum
Lineage: Eukaryota; Viridiplantae; Chlorophyta; Chlorophyceae; Sphaeropleales; Selenastraceae
Product: enhancer of zeste
Exons: 13
Coding region: 1-2391 (796 amino acids)
Biological process (GO): chromatin remodeling
Molecular function (GO): protein binding; histone methyltransferase activity
Source: RefSeq, a predicted model, not a curated record
AUGGCCGCGUUCAAAGCUGUGGGCGCAUCUUCAGCAUCUAGACGCCGCGGCAGAUCUAGCUGGCCGCCGCAGGGUGGCGCGGCGCCAUCUGAGCAGCUCGCGGCUGGGACGGCCUCCCCACCAGCAAGCGUGCAGCAGCAGCAGCAACAACAACAGCAGCAGCAGCGCAGCAGCGGCGGCGCGCAGCCCAGCAGCGGCGGUGGCGAUCCGGACGUCGUGCAGCUGCUCGCGCCCGCCGACGCCAAGCGCCUGGUGCGGCGAUACGAGCAGCUGAGGCGGGAGCAUGAGGCCCACGAGCGCGCAGCGGCGCCCGACAUUAUUGCUGCCAACCAGGCCCAGCUGCGCCAGUGGGCGGAGCGCGCGCGCGCUGACCUGGUGGCACGCAGCAGCAACGGGCCCCCGCUGCAGCGCACAGCAUCGAAGGCAGCAACCAGCCGCUCGGGUGGCGCCGGCGCCAGCGGGCCGGCGGGCACCGGCACCGCCAGUGCGGCGGUGUCGGGCGAUGGGCGGGGGGAUGAGGAGAGCGGCGACGGUGACGUUGGCAGCGGUGCGCCCGCCGCUUCCGCCGAGGAGGCGGACUCAGACGGCAGCUAUGAGGGACCGCGCGGCCGCAAACCGGGCAAGCGCAAGCUGUCCCCGGGGGGGCCGAGCGACCCCUCUAAGCGGCGCGCUGCGGCGGCGCCACCAGGGCCGCCACGAGCGGGCAGCGCUCAGCAGCAGCAGCUGGGGCAGCAGUUGCCCGAGGCGGAUGCAGGGACGGAUUUGCCACUGGCGCUGCGCGGCGGAGCGGGCAUCAGCACUCGGGACGUAAAGAUUGGGCGCUACAGAACGCACAUGCUGCCAGCGCUGGAGCGGAUCCCGCAGUUCUGCUCCUGGGACUUUCUGGUGUGCAACGAGCUGGCGCGGGACGAGGGGCGGCGCAUGUACUAUGUGGAUGAGCAGGGGGAGACCGUGCCCGUGAGCGACGACGAGGACGAAAAGGUGGGCGCCUGGGAGUGGUUGCAGGAGACUCUGGCAGGUCGUGUCGCCCUGCACUACCUGCCUUGGGACGGCUGUGAUGGCCCCGGGCACGACUACGCGCUGCGGACGCUGCUGGCUGAGGAAGGGGAGGGCCCGGGGGUGAUCGCGGCUUUGGCAGAGCACUUGACGGUGAAGACCGAGUGGCUGCUGCGCCACGUGGCGACGCUGAACCCCGCGGAGCGGCGGCGCGACGCGGAGAUAUGCCUCUUCAACUGCCGCCAGCACGGCGGCGGCCACGUCAAGCCCGGCGCGCGGCAGCCGCUGGCGCCGCCGCCCGGCGCAACCGACGCUCCCUGCUCGCCCGGAUGCUGGCGGUCUGCUUUGCGGGAAUCGGGAGGGGCGGCUGCGGAGGAGGGCGAGGAGGCGGAGUGGACCCCCUAUGACCUGGGUUUGCUGCAGCAGGCGGCCAGGCUUCUGGGGCCGGACCCGUGCCAGGUGUGCCUGGCGCUGUACCCGCCCCGCUUCAGCUGCUUCCAGGUCAAGCGCCGGCUGGACGCACUGCUUGCCGCCGAGGAGGAUGAGGAGGCCGGCGGCGGGGGCGGCGGCGGCGGCGGGGAGGAUGCGGGCGGGCGGGGGGCCGGCAAGCGGGGCGCGGCGCGGCGGAGGAAGAAGAUGCUGAACCAGCAGGGCAAGGCGGCGCGCAAGGCGGUGCUGAUGCGGCGCUUCCGCAGCAGCGAGGAGGACGGUUGGCCCGCGUACACGCCCUGCGACUGCGUCGGGCCCUGCCGCGAGGGGGAAUGCAGCUGCAUAGCCUCCGCGAAUUUCUGCGAGAAGUUCUGCGGCUGCUCUGGUUGCCCUGAGACCAAGUGCAGAUUUGAGGGCUGCAAGUGCACCACGCGCUGCCGCACCUCGCGCUGCUCCUGCCUGCUGGCCAACCGCGAGUGCGACCCAGACCUCUGCAAGGGCUGCGCGCCGACGUGCGACGGCACGGCGCCGCCCGGGACGGAGUGCUGCAACAUGAACCUGCGGCUGCGGCGGCGCAAGCGGGUAGUCAUGAGCCUCUCCGCGACGCACGGCUGGGGUGCCUUUCUGGCAGAGGGUGCAGCCAGGGGGGACUACAUUGGGGAAUAUGUGGGGGACCUGCUGGGGCAGGAGGAGGCGGACAGGCGCGGGCGCGUGUACGACAAGAUCGACAACUCGUACCUCUUCAACGUCAACCAGCAGUGGGUGCUCGACGCGCGCCGCCGCGGCAACAAGCUGCGGUUCGCCAACCACAGCACGCGCCCCAACUGCUCCGCGCGCGUCCUGCAGGUUGACGGCGACCACCGUGUGGCCAUAUUCGCGGCAGAGGACAUCGCAGCGGGCGAGGAGCUGUUUUACAACUACCGCUACGACAUGGACAACGCCCCGGACUGGGCGCUGGCAAACUGA